Penaeus vannamei (Pacific white shrimp) is the source of this 497-nucleotide messenger RNA. Lineage: Eukaryota; Metazoa; Arthropoda; Malacostraca; Decapoda; Penaeidae. The record is from RefSeq and is a predicted model, not a curated record.
UUCGUCUGAACCUGUGAUGCUACCACUGGUCCUCCUCACAGACACCAUGAAGAUUAUCAUUCUUGCCUGCCUUGCCGCUCUGGCUGUUGCCACUCCUCAGUUCGAGGACCGAGUGGUCGCCCUCCUUCGCGAUGACCGCGUAGCCAACGAAGACGGCACCUUCUCCUACGCCCUGGAAGCCGACAACGGCAUCAACACAGCCGUUGAAGGAGUUGUUGGAUCAGCCGGCCAGAUCAACCAAGCGGGAUCUUACACCUACACUCUUGCGGACGGUACUCAGGCUGUUGUCACUUUCGUCGCCAACGAGAACGGCUUCCAGCCCCAGUCCAGCAUCCUGCCCACUCCCCACCCUCUUCCCGCCCACGUCUUUGAGCUGUUGGAAAUCGCCGAGCGACAGCGCGCUGCUGGCAUCGUGUUCAACUAAGAAAAAGAGAAAAUAAGGAAAUGAUAUGUAUGAAAGUGAAAUUCAAGUUGAUACAAUAAAUUUUAUGAUUGAU